This is a messenger RNA of Protopolystoma xenopodis, 396 nucleotides long. Lineage: Eukaryota; Metazoa; Platyhelminthes; Monogenea; Polystomatidea; Polystomatidae. The record is from the annotation of a GenBank genome assembly.
AUGGCGAGACUCGCUUAUGUUGCCGGCGAAACGUCUGGGCAUGUACAGUAUCCACGGUCCGACUUUGGAAAUGAACAUGAAUACGAUGGACACCGGACAAGGUGUGUUCCUCUAAGUCUUCCUACCAAUAUGACCAAGGUCAAACAACCGCUAUUAUCUCUGAUUUAUUUCGACGGCUUCUCAGAUUUUUCGUUUAGCUAUAAUCAGCAAAAGGAGAAGUUUGAGAUCAUUCUAUUUCGUAUUCAGUUUUUGCCUUGUGCUCAGCCAACUCCGAUUUUUGAACCCAGCAGCGUCUGCAAGCGCUUUUCUGCCCACCUACUCUUUGCCGAAUGGAACGACGAGUCUCUUCUAAAUAAAAGCGACCACAUGAACACAUGUUUUAGCAACCCGAUUUAG